This is a messenger RNA of Lodderomyces elongisporus, 1560 nucleotides long. RefSeq lists its product as uncharacterized. The record is from RefSeq and is a predicted model, not a curated record. Bases 1 to 1560 code for a protein of 519 amino acids. The transcript is spliced from 2 exons. Gene Ontology annotation, molecular function: protein binding; anaphase-promoting complex binding; ubiquitin ligase activator activity. NCBI's taxonomy places the organism in Eukaryota, Fungi, Ascomycota, Pichiomycetes, Serinales, Debaryomycetaceae. Gene Ontology annotation, cellular component: anaphase-promoting complex. Gene Ontology annotation, biological process: positive regulation of anaphase-promoting complex-dependent catabolic process; anaphase-promoting complex-dependent catabolic process; positive regulation of ubiquitin protein ligase activity.
AUGAACUCUCCAGAAUCUAUGUUGGCAGAUGAUCGUUUCAUUCCCGCAACUACAUCGCCACAGGCAUAUAAAUCAUUUCUGCCUUUGUUUGAACCGGUGAAUAACAUAGAAAACUCGAGUUUGAGAAGAGCCGACUUAUCAACUAGAGAUGAUGCAUUUUACAGUCGAUCUCUUGAGCAACAGGAUCCCGAAUCUUCAAUCACUUCUAACAACUCGUAUAGCUCCAGCGGUACAGCUUUAAGCAGUCCCGAAUUUAGUUCAAUAUUUCUCAGCAUACGAGAUUUACACCAAGAAGUUGUUGCGGAAACAUUAGGCUUUACCCAAGAUACUAAAGUGUUCCAAUUCAAGAAAAGUUAUACUCAUAGACCUGAUAAUCAGUUACAUAUUGAAGAAAGAUUGGGGCUCAGACCCAACAUUUGCCAAGACCAGGACCGAAUUUCAAAUAUAAUUUUAAAGUCGAAAAUGACAAAAAAAGAGAAAGAUACUCAACUCAAGACUAUCUUGGCAAAUGACAUUUUGCAAGCACCGGGGUUGCGCAAUGACUACUAUUCCAACUUGGUAAGUUGGUCUAGUUGUACUAACCGCAUUAUAGUUGGACUCGGAAGUAGGGUAUACAUUUGGGGUGGCGAUGAUUAUAUCAAACUUGUUGACUAUGAUAAUGAUGAGCUAAUAACAGCCAUAAGCUGUAGUCCCAGUGGAGUUUUGGUGUUGGUUGCAUUUGCGAAUGGCAAAUUGGCGGUGAUUGAUCAGAAUGAGGACACCAAUGAAGUACUCUGUGAAUACCACAUGAACAAUGGUCACUGUAUAUUCUGUUUGACAUGGUUCAAUGAUGAGCAACUCUUUCUUGCUGGAGAUGAUUCUGGUAAAGUAUAUACUUUUGAAAUAAUUGUUGAUCCAUUUGGUAAUAUGGAAAUAGACGAGUUCAACAAUUUUCAAUGUCACCAGCAGCAAAUUUGUGGUAUUGUUUUGAAUUCCAAGAAUAAUGAAUUAGCUGUGGGUGCAAAUGAUAAUUGUUGCACAGUUUGGGAUGUGCUGUGCUUGAAAGCGCCUGUUUUGAAAUUUGUGCUUCCCCACAAUGCGGCAAUAAAGGCUUUGGCAUACUGCCCUUGGGCAACGUCGCUCUUGGCCACCGGCGGUGGUAGCAAAGACCGCAAGAUUAGGUUUUGGCAUACUUUGAGUGGCACUUUGUUGAAUGAAUUUUACACCGAUGGACAAAUUACCUCUUUGAUCUGGUCUAGGUACAAGAAGGAAAUAGUUGCGACAUUUGGAUUUGGCGGCUCUACAAAAUCAAACCUCAUGCGUGUUUAUUCAUACCCAGCAAUGAAACCAAUAGUGGAAGUCAAUGCCACAUGCAACCUAAGAAUUUUGAGUGCAGCAACCAGUCCAGAUUUCUGCUCCAUAUGCGUAGCAGCAAAUGACUCUACUAUAAGAAUAUAUGAAUUGUGGAAAGUGUCUUCAGAAAUUGCUUCAAACCCUAGUUGCAGAGCUCCGGGUGCAUAUGGGAGCGAGAUCAUAGAGUUAGUAGAAGGUGUAGAUAAAUUGGGCCCAGUAAUUAGAUGA